ACGUUCCGUAGUGCAGGGGCAUGUGCCGUUCACGUAGACGAAGAUAAUUUACACAGGCAGUGGUUCGACACAGCAGAUGCAACGACUUCAGUGGCAGCACCCCGCCAUUAGCGCCAAAUUGCAAUUCUAGAAACCCAAGCUAUAUUCUACAUAGUGUCUGCUUUGAGUCCCUAACUUUUGGCCUUUCACUCUUGAGAAUGCCGUCCCCAAUUAGUUGGUUCCGCGCCCUGACGCCGAAAGCACAAGGCCUCAUCGGUAUGGGCAUGCUGUCAUGGGGAGCCAUCGGGUUGUACGCUUCAGAUACUGCAGAAGAAAAACUCGGCUUCAAGCCGUCGGAAGAGGAUAAGGCGGCGUUACAAGCCAUGACACCGAGAAUCUCUGUCGUUGACCGCGAAUAAUCUUGCCCUAUGCUUCGACAUAUGCGAUAUUUCAACGGGUCUAAAUAAAGGAAGGCGUUCAUGGGUUACAGACUGGGGGCAUGCAGCGGCGUUCUUGGGCCGCGCACUGAGGGGCAUGAGGAGGCAUAAGGCCAUUCAGAGUUCGAAGCGGGACAGAACGAACAGAGCUGUAUACCAGUGCGAUACAUACUACAUGUGCCCCAAGAGAAGGCAGACAGUGACGGUGGGUGGUGGGUGGUGGGUGGCAAUUCAUAGAUUUACAUGGGCGUAUAUGGCGGGGCACCUUUCGCCGUUCGCAUCACCAAAGGAUUGGAAAGUUACAUGGACACUUCAUACUAGAGCAU
Pseudogymnoascus destructans is the source of this 742-nucleotide messenger RNA. RefSeq lists its product as uncharacterized. The record is from RefSeq and is a predicted model, not a curated record. The transcript is spliced from 2 exons. Lineage: Eukaryota; Fungi; Ascomycota; Leotiomycetes; Thelebolales; Thelebolaceae. Bases 198 to 398 code for a protein of 66 amino acids.